AUGUCGGCCAACACUCCAACGAUCCGGGUUGCGACCGUCAAAGCCGACGGCGUCAAUGUCUUCUUUCGUGCCGCCGGCUCUUUCGAUGCGCCCACUGUGGUGCUACUUCACGGUUUCCCUUCCUCAUCGCAUAUGUUUCGCAACCUAAUCCCCAUCCUCGCUACCCGCUACCGUGUCAUCGCACCCGACCUUCCCGGGUUCGGCUUCACCACCGUCCCGGAGGAGCGCAACUACCAGUACACCUUUGCCAACCUCACCCAGACAUUCACUGCCUUUGUGGACGCCCUGUCCUUGACACGUUUCGCGGUGUACAUCUUCGACUACGGCGCACCGACUGCCUUCCGUUUCGCCCUAGAGCGGCCCGAUGCCAUCGCUGCUAUCAUCUCCCAGAACGGCAAUGCCUACGAGGCGGGACUGGGUCAGCCAUUCUGGAGCCAGAUCCAAAAGCUCUGGAUCCCCGAGGGAGCGCGCAAGGAGGACCGGGAGGCGCUGCGAGGUCUGCUCGAGUUGGGCGCAACCCAGUGGCAGUACCAGAACGGCUCUCCACACCCGGACGACAUCCCGCCCGAGGCAUACUAUCUGGACCAGGCGCUCAUGGACCGACCAGGCAACAAGGAUGUGCAACUUGACCUGUUUGAGAGCUAUGGUUCGAAUGUGGCGCUAUACCCGCGGUUCCAAAAGUAUCUAAGGUCGUCGCGUGUGCCUGUUCUCACGGCUUGGGGUAAGGCGGACGAGAUCUUUGUCCCGGCCGGUGCAGAGGCUUUCAAGAAGGAUGUCAAGACGCUGGAGACACACUGGUUAGAUGCCGGGCACUUUGCGCUGGAGACCAAUGAGACGCAGGUUGCGGAGUGGAUAUUCGGAUUCUUUGAUAAGUACCGGGUGUUUGCCGCUUGA
Molecule: messenger RNA, 894 nt
Organism: Dichotomopilus funicola
Lineage: Eukaryota; Fungi; Ascomycota; Sordariomycetes; Sordariales; Chaetomiaceae
Product: Alpha/Beta hydrolase protein
Exons: 1
Coding region: 1-894 (297 amino acids)
Molecular function (GO): epoxide hydrolase activity
Source: RefSeq, a predicted model, not a curated record